UUCUAUUCUAUUCUAUUCUAUUCUAAGUUUCCAUCAGGAUCUGACCCUGAUGGUCGUUUUUGCUGUAUUGCUCCAAUGAUUUCAUAAAUUUGUUGUAUAUAUUUUAUAAUUUAAUCAUCAGGGAUCUUUUUACUGAGCAGCGAUGUAACGUUUGGCUAAAAGGCUCUCACAGAGCUGCAGGUGGAGCUGAACCAGAACCACCACAUCAUCAGCUCAUAGCUCAAAGACACCACCUCAUGUCAGGCCAGGGGGCGUGGUCUCCGCCCAUCGACCCAUUCCUGGCCAUUUCAUUUAUUUGUGACUGACACCUUUGUUUACCUGAGCAGGUGCAGAAUAUCAUUUAACUCUCGGAGGAAAAAAGUUUGUUUCCUGUCAGGAUCAGAUGCCGGUCAUGUGACUAGCGGGGUUACUCACCCCUCGCUAUGAACCGUCAGAUGAACCGUUUUACCACCUGAUCCAGAGAGAGAGAGAGAGGGAGGGCUGAGCCAUCAGAGCGACAGAUCUCUGAGAGAGAAAAGAGGAGGAGAUGAGGAGAGGGAUUAGAGGAGAAACAGAAGGAGGCUCGCUGAGGAAGAGGAGGAUUAAUGAAAAGAGGAAGAGAACAAAAGGAAAUACAGUAAGAAGAGAGGAGCUGAGGAGGAGGAAUGUUUGAUCAGCUCAUCAAGAAUCAACUUGAAGACAGACAGGCCUGUGGGCGGCGAGCAAAACCUUUAGCACACCAUGACAACCACACAUUCAUCAUGUCCAUCUCACACGUCCUCGCCCUCCUCGCCCUCCUGCUGCCGUGGGGACGGUGUCAGUUUGAUGUGUGUCGAUCUCUGCACGGCUCGAAGGCGGGGCCUGAGUUUUACGCCUGUCAGCCGCCCCCGACCAACAUGAAGGAGGUGAUGCAGAUCAGAGUUGACCCCCCUGGGAUCACCUGUGGAAACCCACCUGAGAGAUUCUGUACACUGGAGAACCCGUACCUGUGCAGCGAUGAGUGCGACGCCUCCAGCCCAGACCUGUCUCACCCUCCUCAGCUCAUGGGAGACAGGGAGAGGGGUGGGCUCAUCACUUACUGGCAGACAAUCACAUGGUCCAGGUUUCCUGAGCCCCUAUUGGCCAACAUCACCCUUACCUGGAACAAGAGUCUGGAGGUGGUCGAUGACAUUGUUGUUACCUUCGAAUAUGGCCGUCCAACCAGCAUGGUGCUGGAGAAAUCCAUCGACAAAGGUGUCACUUGGCAGCCGUAUCAGUAUUAUGCCGACGACUGUCUCGAGGCUUUCGGCAUGUCGCCCAAACGAGUCACUGAUUUAGCACCAAGUAACAUUACCCGGGUCAUCUGCACCGAGCAGUACUCCCGCUGGGUCGGCGCUAAGGAAGAGAAAUCUGUGGUGUUUGAGGUGCGAGCUCGGUUCGGGGUGUUUGCUGGUCCAAAGCUGAUCAAUAUGGAUGCUCUGUACACUCGGAUGGAGACCACAAAGGGACUCAGAGAUUUCUUCACUUUCACCAACCUCCGACUGAGGCUCCUCCGCCCGGCACUGGGAGGAACCUACGUCCAGAGAGACAACCUGCUGAAAUACUUCUAUGCUAUUUCCAACAUUGAUGUUUUUGCCAGGUGUAAGUGCAACCUGCAUGCAUCUCAGUGUGCGCUGCGCGAUGCAACACUGCAGUGUGAAUGUGACCACAAUACGGCUGGACAGGACUGUCAGAGCUGCAGCCGAGAGUUCACAUCUCGCACCUGGAGACCGGGAUCAUACCUGCCUCUGCCCAAAGGCACUGCCAACGCCUGUGAAGCAACAGAACCUGCAGCCAACUCAUUCAGUACAGCUGGACCUACCACAGACACAGCUCCACCCAACACUCCACGUCUGAAGACUGGAGAAAAACCACCUCCCAGAGUACUAGACAGUACCACCAGCCGUCCUACCAGUACCACCCCCACUGUCCAAGGCAGCAGUACUGACACUGGAGGGUCUAUCGCUGACCCACUGGGUCCACCCUAUAACUCCACUUCAGACUUUGGUGUACCUGGGACUGAUAUAUCGAAAGUGGUGACCAGUUCUGUGUCACCUACUGUCGCAGAACCAUCAGCUGGAAUUCUGCCUCUAACAACCAUCCCAGAAACGUUUUCCCCAGGUGACGGGUCUCAAUUGGAAGACUUUCUCCCCACUGGAUCUGUCCGUAUCAGUCAGGCUGGAGAUACUCUCUUUACAACAAAACGUGAUGGAAUUUCUCUUCGUCCUGACAUACCUCCUCUGGCCGUACCUCCUCCAGAUCUACCACUGGAAGCUCCCUCUGUGGAUAUACCUUCUGCUCUUAAUGAAGCCCUUCCUGAUGUAAUUUCUCCUGAUGUUUUACUGGAUGUACUAUCUCCGGAUACACUUUCUCCUGAUGCAUCAUCUCCGGUUACACCUACUAAUAAUGUACAGCUACCAGAAAUGCCCCCUCUUGAUCUAUCAUCUCCAGAUACACUCGCUCCUGAUGAAAUAGUUCCUUUUGUUCCAACCCCCGAUGUACUGUUUCCAGAUGCACCAUCUCCUCCUGCUUUAUCUUCCCUCAAUGUUCCAGCUCCUGAUGGAGCUCCUACUGAUAUAUCUUUCCUUGAGGUACCUACUCAAGAACUUCCUCGUCCUGAUCUCCCUCUGGAAGUACCACCUCCUGACAUACCUGCUCCUGAUGCACCUCUUCCCGACCCACCUUCUCGUAAUGUAUUUCCUCCAGAUACACCUCCUCCUGACCUACCUUUUCCUGAUCCACCUUCUCCAGAUGUACUUCCAGAUGGGCCAUCCACUAAGACUCCAGAUACUUCAGUAGAUUUUCCUCCUCCUGAUGUACCUUCUCCUGAUGGGGCAUCUCCAGAAAUACGUCCUCCUGAUGCUACCCCUCCAGCUCCAGAUAUUCCUGAGGAGUCCGUGUUGCCUCCCUAUGGAGGUGGUCCUGUAUCAGACACAAAGUCCGCUACUAUAGAUCAGUCUGACCCUGCUGGUAAUUUAGCACCUGUUGACUUUACCAUCCCAGUUCCAGAAAACCCGAAGUCAGUUGGCCCUGGACAAGGAUCUGAUUCUCAGCCCAUGCCUGUAUUUGAACCUGGCAAUGUUUCAAGUGACAAUAUUAAAACGCCUGGAUCUAAUUCUAUCAAUGCUGGACAGGAAUCUUUUCCAGUUAAGCAAGGCAGAGGAGAGACAGGAAAUGAGAAAUCUGAAUCAAGUGGUCCAGAUUCUUCUGUGCCAUACAGAAACAUUCCUAAUGUGGAUCCAGGCAUUGAGAAUCCUGCAGUAGAUUCUACAGCAAACAAAAAGGAAAGAACGUCUUCCGGAGAGGAAUCUGUUGAGCCAUCAGGAGGGUUGAAGUUUGAGGAAAAGAAAGGCUCGAAACAAGAAAUGACAAGAGAGGAAACAAAGGAAAAAGUGCCUGAAGCCAAAGAGGAAUCUAAAGAAAAAUCUAAAGCUGAAGGAGAGAAGGAGAAAGAGGACAAAGGCUAUGAGAAGAAAGCGACCCAGAAGAUCCUGAUUCCAGGAGGACCAAAGUUCAGUCAGCUGUCCAAAAUUGCUUAUGUGAGCUUCCAGGACUGUGAGUGUAAUGGUCACUCCAACCGCUGCAGCUACAUCGACUUCAUCAACGUGGUCACAUGUGUGAGCUGUAAACACAACACGCGGGGGCAGAAUUGUCAGUACUGUCGCCUUGGUUACUACCAAAAUGCCUCGCUGCCGCUGACCGACGAGAACGUCUGUGUUGGAAUACAGGAGCGCAACAUGAGGGUUAAAAGGAAAGUGACCCCGCUCCCCAGAGCCAUAUCCAGAAGCCAGUUUACAGAGUGCGAGUGCCACGCAGACGGCAGCGUGUCUCCUCGAUGCUCGGACUCGGGUCUUUGUCAGUGUAAAGAUGGAGCCACGGGGAGGCGCUGUGACUCCUGUUUACCUGGAUACACCUGGAGAGGAGGCGGGGUUGGCUGCACAGCAAACGUGUGCGACGGCGAGCGUUUGGUCUGUCGGAAUGGAGGAACCUGCGUCGACUUCCUGCGCUGCGUCUGUCCUGAAAACUUCACAGGUUUAUUCUGCGAGCAGAGGGUGUGUCUGAAGAAGAACGGCUGCCUGGAGAACACUGAGGACUCCGCCUCCUCUCUGGCAUCACACCUUUACCUGCUGACCUUCGGUCUGAUCACCGCCACUUUCUGCUGACCCCGCCCCCAGGCACAAUGUCCCAUAAUGGCAUCACCUGGGGCGAUGUGAUUGCAACCAAAUGUUUUUCACUGAACUUCAUGUUUUCUUGACGUUGUCGUACAGGAUAUUACAUCACAAUCUUAUGACAUCACAUAAGGCCCCGCCCACUAAGACGAUCAUCACAUUAUAAUUUUAGGAGACCAACAACAGGUGACUUUAACCUGACGAAUCAGAGACAGCCGAAGUCUGCAGGAACAAAACUGCCUCAACCCUCCUCUCCCUCCACCCCGUCCUCUCCACCCUGUCCUCUCCACCCUGUCCUCUGAAUAAUAAAGGUUUAUCUUAUCUCCUUUUCCCCCUCCUCCUGUGGGGUUCAAGGACUCUUUAAUUUGUACGGAUGAAGCUCUUCAAAAACAUCGUCACCCAUAUUGCACUUGGAGCUCUGACUGGUGCAUACGUCUGAAGAUCAAACCAGGUGAAAUCAGCUGAUCAGUAAAGUCACGUGUCCUCUCUAUUUCAUGCAGAAAUGUGAUGAAGAUUAUUGAUAAAGCUGCUGAUCGCUUGCCCAGCUCCAGCAUUGAUAAAUGGUGAUUCUCUUUUUGCGGCAACAUUUUAGCUUCAUAACUUUUUAAAAAAUAUAUAUGUUUAUGUUUUAUAUUUCCAAAGGUUGAUUCUGUUCAUCUG
Oreochromis niloticus (Nile tilapia) is the source of this 4826-nucleotide messenger RNA. It is a transcript of the gene ntng2a, whose product is annotated as netrin g2a. The record is from RefSeq and is a predicted model, not a curated record. Gene Ontology annotation, biological process: animal organ morphogenesis; tissue development; axonogenesis. NCBI's taxonomy places the organism in Eukaryota, Metazoa, Chordata, Actinopteri, Cichliformes, Cichlidae. The transcript is spliced from 16 exons. Bases 645 to 4160 code for a protein of 1171 amino acids.